AUGCCCUUGGAAGAUAUGAAUGAGUUCCCCAUGCAUAUACUGGAAGUGGUCAAUUCACACAUGAUAUUAAACCAAUACAACAGUCAUCCCUCAGCAAUGAGAACACCUGAUUUCGAAGCUCGGCUCAAACACAUGAUUGUAACUGUGAUCAAGCAAGCUGUGGAUUUUCUUAGCAAUGAGGGACACAUCUUCUCCACUGUGGAUGAUGAUCAUUUUAAGUCCACAGAUGCAGACCUGUAA
Molecule: messenger RNA, 240 nt
Organism: Elephantulus edwardii (Cape elephant shrew)
Lineage: Eukaryota; Metazoa; Chordata; Mammalia; Macroscelidea; Macroscelididae
Product: replication protein A 32 kDa subunit-like
Exons: 2
Coding region: 1-240 (79 amino acids)
Biological process (GO): DNA replication; nucleotide-excision repair; double-strand break repair via homologous recombination
Cellular component (GO): chromosome, telomeric region; site of double-strand break; DNA replication factor A complex
Source: RefSeq, a predicted model, not a curated record